Aspergillus nomiae NRRL 13137 is the source of this 107-nucleotide messenger RNA. RefSeq lists its product as uncharacterized. The annotation marks the transcript as partial. The transcript has a single exon. Lineage: Eukaryota; Fungi; Ascomycota; Eurotiomycetes; Eurotiales; Aspergillaceae. The record is from RefSeq and is a predicted model, not a curated record.
AUGAAAUUGAAAAUGGAAAUGGAAAUCAAAAUGAAGCAAAGGAAAGAGAAGAAGAAGAAGAAGAAGAAGAAGAAGAAGAAGAAGAAGAAGAAGAAGAAGAAGAAGAA